AUGGAUCUCCGUGUCGGUGGCAAGUACCGCAUCGGCAAGAAGAUUGGGAGUGGAUCGGUGCGCGACAUCUACCUGGGCGUCAACAUCAUCUCGGGCGAGGAGGUUGCGAUCAAGCUCGAGUCGGUCAAGGCGAAACACCCGCAGCUCGAGUACGAGGCGAAAGUGUACAAGACGCUCGCGGGAGGCGUCGGCGUGCCCUUCGUGAGGUGGUUCGGCGUCGAGUGCGAUUACAACGCCAUGGUCCUCGACCUCCUCGGCCCUUCGCUCGAAGACCUCUUCAACUUCUGCAACCGCAAGUUCUCGCUCAAGACCACCCUCCUCCUCGCCGACCAGCUCAUCUCUCGCAUCGAAUACAUCCACUCCCGCAACUUCAUCCACCGCGACAUCAAGCCCGACAAUUUCCUCAUGGGCAUCGGCAAGCGCGGGAACCAGGUCAACGUGAUCGACUUUGGCCUCGCCAAGAAGUACCGCGACCCGAAGACGCACCUGCACAUCCCGUACCGCGAGAACAAGAACUUGACGGGCACGGCGCGCUACACGUCGAUCAACACGCACCUCGGCGUCGAGCAGUCGCGCCGCGACGACAUGGAGUCGCUCGGCUACGUCCUCAUGUACUUCCUCCGUGGCUCGCUCCCGUGGCAGGGCCUCAAGGCGGCGACCAAGAAGCAGAAGUACGACCGCAUCAUGGAGAAGAAGAUGACGACGCCGACCGAGUACCUCUGCCGCGGGUUCCCGAACGAGUUCGCCAUCUACCUCAACUACUGCCGCUCGCUCCGCUUCGACGACAAGCCCGACUACUCGUACCUCCGCAAGCUCUUCCGCGACCUCUUUGUCCGCGAAGGGUUCCAGUACGACUAUGUCUUCGACUGGUCGGUCCAGCAGCGCGUCGACGACGUCCAGAAGCAGCAGCUCGAGUUCCAGAAGCAGCAGGCAGCCGGCGGCGCGCAGCCGCAGCCGCCGCCGCAGCAGCCUCAGGGCCAGUCUGCCGCUGGCGCCGCGCAGCCCAAGAGGCGCGUCCUCCAGCCGGGCGAGGUCGACCAGCAGGGCCAGGGCGUCCCGCAGAGCGACCAGCGCAUGCUCCGCUCGCAGACCCGCAACCAGCAGGAGUCGCGCAUGCGCGCCGGCGGCGAGUGGUACUGA
Molecule: messenger RNA, 1140 nt
Organism: Rhodotorula toruloides NP11
Lineage: Eukaryota; Fungi; Basidiomycota; Microbotryomycetes; Sporidiobolales; Sporidiobolaceae
Product: casein kinase 1
Exons: 4
Coding region: 1-1140 (379 amino acids)
Biological process (GO): peptidyl-serine phosphorylation; signal transduction; endocytosis
Cellular component (GO): nucleus; cytoplasm
Molecular function (GO): ATP binding; protein serine/threonine kinase activity
Source: RefSeq, a predicted model, not a curated record